This is a messenger RNA of Aethina tumida (small hive beetle), 3379 nucleotides long. RefSeq names its product metabotropic glutamate receptor-like. The transcript has 13 exons. Gene Ontology annotation, molecular function: group II metabotropic glutamate receptor activity. Gene Ontology annotation, cellular component: membrane. NCBI's taxonomy places the organism in Eukaryota, Metazoa, Arthropoda, Insecta, Coleoptera, Nitidulidae. Gene Ontology annotation, biological process: regulation of synaptic transmission, glutamatergic; G protein-coupled glutamate receptor signaling pathway. Bases 169 to 2970 code for a protein of 933 amino acids. The record is from RefSeq and is a predicted model, not a curated record.
CGCACGCCCGACACAUUCGAAUUUGAAACGCGCACCCGUCGCUACCGCAUUUUUUUUCCCGCGGAACCGUCGCCGGGAUUGUUUCCCCUUUGGCGUCUGAUUGAUCCGAGGACGAUUCCGUGUAUGACCACAAAAAUUGCGACUGUAUCAUAUCAAAUACACGGAUGAAUGAGGAACCGGAUACGGACGGGUGGUUGCCAGAGUGGCCGUUGCAACCGCAUCUACCGCCACAACCGGAACCGGAACCGGAUCGGGAACAUACUGCAGGGCAUGACCACAAUCACCAGGAUCCACACGUGUUCCCUGCUCUUCGUACUGGCCGCCGCGGUCCAGCAGGACCAGGAGGCGGUCAGCGUGCCGGGUGACAUCAUCUUGGGCGGAUUGUUUCCGGUGCACGAGAAAGGAGAACGUUCAGCAUGUGGCCCGCAAAUCUACCAUAGAGGCGUGCAAAGACUGGAGGCAAUGAUGUUCGCCAUAGAUCGCAUCAACAACGAUUCGACCAUACUGCCGAACAUCACGCUGGGAGUGCACAUACUGGACACCUGUUCACGCGACACCUACGCCCUGAACCAGAGUCUGCAGUUCGUGCGGGCCUCGCUCAACAACAUCGACAUAUCAUCCCUGGAAUGCCACGACCACUCGAUGCCCCGUCCCCGAGUCAACUACUCCGGCCCGGUGUUCGGCGUGGUCGGCGGCUCGUACAGCUCCGUCUCGCUGCAGGUGGCCAACCUGCUCGGCCUCUUCCACAUACCGCAGAUAUCGCCGGCCUCCACCGCCAAGGCGUUGAGCGACAAGAGCCGUUUCAAGUACUUCGCCCGCACCGUGCCGCCCGACACCUUCCAAUCCAGCGCCCUGGUCGACAUCGUCAAGAGCAUUAACUGGUCGUACGUCUCCACCAUCUAUUCGGAGGGCUCCUACGGCGAGUACGGCAUCGAGGUGUUCCACAGGGAGGCGCAGGAGCGCAACGUUUGCAUCGCCACCGCCGAGAAAGUACCGAGCACCGCCGACGACCGCGAAUUCGACAACAUCAUCAUGAAGCUGAAGAAGAAGAUCAACGCCAAGGGAGUGGUUUUGUUCACCAGAGCGGAGGAUGCCAGGAGGAUAUUACAGGCGGCGAAACGCAUGAACGCAAGCCAUUCAUUUUAUUGGGUGGCCAGCGACGGCUGGGGCAAACAGCAAAAGCUGGUCGAAGGUCUGGAGGAGGUCGCCGAGGGCGCGAUCACCGUCGAACUACAAUCCGACAACAUACCCGGUUUCGAUGAGUACAUGAUGUCGCUGACGCCGGAAAAGAACCUGAGGAACCCGUGGUUCGAGCAGUACUGGGAGGACACGUUCGCCUGCGUGCUGGAGAAGAACGUGCCGUUGGAGACCAACGCCACUUUGAAGCUGUGCGACGUGAAUCUGAGGCUGUCGCAGAAGUUGGGGUACGAGCAGGAGAGCAAAGUCCAAUUUGUCGUUGAUGCAGUGUACGCCUUCGCUUUGGCCCUUCAUAAUCUCUACAAUGACGUGUGCAAAGGCUAUAAAAUAGCCGGUGUUUGUCCCGCCAUGACACAGUACGACGGCGGGGACUUCUACAAAAAGUAUCUGCUUAAUGUUUCCUUUGCCGAUUUAGCAGGUAGUCCGGUUAAGUUUGAUCACAGCGGCGACGGAUUGGCCCGAUACGAUAUUCUGAAUUACCAGCGCUUAAUGAAUACUUCUGGUUAUCAUUACAGGGUUGUUGGAAAGUGGUUCAAUUCGUUGGAAUUAAAUUCCGAUAUAUUGGUGUGGGAUCACAACUUGACAACAUCCCCGACAUCGGCCUGCUCCCUACCUUGCGAACGGGGCAUGAUAAAAAAGCAACAAGGAGACACGUGCUGCUGGGUGUGCGACAAGUGCGAGGAAUACGAGUACGUAUACGACGAAUUGACCUGCAAAGAUUGCGGCUACGGUUACUGGCCCUACCCGGACAAACUAUCCUGCUAUCCCCUGGAACAUCAGUACAUCAGAUGGGACUCCCCGUACGCCAUAGUACCGGCCGCAUUCGCCUGUCUCGGAAUAAUCGUCACGUUGCUGGUCAUGGGUCUGUUCCUGAAGCACAACGACACCCCAUUAGUGAGGGCGUCGGGCCGGGAACUGAGCUACAUGCUACUGUGCGGCAUCCUGAUGUGCUAUCUCAACACCUUCGCCCUCCUGGUCAAGCCCACGACGGUCACCUGCGUGGUACAAAGGUUCGGGGUCGGCGUCGGAUUUUCCAUAAUAUACGGCGCCCUCCUCACCAAAACCAACAGGAUCUCGCGGAUUUUCGACUCGGCUUCCAAAUCGGCGCAACGGCCAAGCUAUAUUAGUCCCAAAUCUCAAGUCAUGAUCACGUGCACCCUCAUCGCCGUGCAAAUUUUACUCACGCUGGUCUGGAUGAUUGUCGAGCCCCCGGGCACACGGUUCCAUUAUCCUAGCAGAGAUCAAGUAAUUUUGAAGUGCAAAAUCCAGGAUAUGUCCUUCCUAUUCUCACAACUUUAUAAUAUGAUUUUAAUUACAACGUGCACUGUUUAUGCGGUGAAAACUAGGAAGAUACCGGAGAACUUCAACGAGUCAAAAUUCAUCGGUUUUACAAUGUACACUACUUGCAUCAUAUGGCUCGCCUUUAUACCAAUAUAUUUCGGGACCGGCAAUUCUUACGAGACCCAGAUAACAACUUUGUGCGUGGCCACCAGCAUGAGUGCUACCGUUGCCCUGGUAUGCUUGUACUCACCGAAAGUCUACAUAAUUGUGCUACAUCCGGACAAGAACGUACGCAAACUGACCAUGAACAGCGCCGCCUACAAGAAAUACAACUCCGGCCCGGCUUCGACUUAUUCAGCUUCGACUCAGAAAGGUGCUGAUGGUACCGAGACAAUUGUCAUGCAGAAGGUACCUCAUGCUCCGAACACUCCAUCCAGGGGCUCCUGCACUGGAGCCAUAGCAGAACCCUCUGAUAGUGUUGCACUGCUCUAAAUAUCUCUUUUCGUUCUUCCCCUAGCUUCUUGCCAACUCUGUUUCACACAAAGCUGGGAAAUUUUACGUGUGCGUUAUGAUGUAAAAUUACAUAUAUCUGUGCUUAAAUAUGUGUAUAUCCAACGCGAUGACAUUCAUCAAGAUCUUCGAUGUCUCCCCUCUCUCCAUCAACUGUUAAUACUCCUCAAAGACUGGAAUAUGUUCUAAAUCCAGUCUUAAGAGAGUUUUUAUGGAAUUUAUGCCACUAGGUAUAAAAUAUCGAUCCAUCACCAACCAUGUUAGAUAGAAAUUGCAUUUCAUAAUAUAAUACGAAAUAUAUCCAACGUUGUUCGACGUAAACACCCAACUUAACUGUAAUCCAUCGAUAUAUAUCUGUGCAAUAUAUAUAUAUAUAUAUAUAUAUAUAUAU